CUGAAGAUAUGUGGUGUAAAAUUCUCAUUGUGGUGUUGGGCAUUUCCCUCGCCAACGCCGAAACACGCUAUGACGGGUACAAAGUACUGCGCAUCCUGCCCAAGACCGAAUUUGAGGUGCGCUACUUGAGAACGGUGCAAGAGAAGGGCGUGGAAAUAGAGUUGGAUUUCUGGCAAGAGCCUACCACUGUGGGUAAAUACGUUGAUGUCAUGCUCAGUGAAAACCAAGCCAACGUAUUCAUGAGAACUCUGUCUUCUAUGGCCAUGGAGGCAAAAGUUUGGAUAGAUGACGUUCAGGGCAUCAUAGACGAACAGGCGGCGUCUAGGUUAGAAAGAAGUGACGCCCUCGAUAACUUUUAUAACGUAUAUCACACGUUUGAUGAGAUAAAUACGUGGAUGGACACCAUCGUAACUACAUAUCCAAGUCUCGCUUCGCAAUUUACAGUCACUACGUCAUACGAAGGCCGAAAAAUCACUGGACUCAAAAUUGGAUCCGCGGGAUCAAACAAGCCGGCUGUUUUCCUCUGCGGAUGUGAGCAUGCACGUGAAUGGAUUUCAACAGCAGUGAUGCUUUACACCGUAGGAUUGCUUAUUGACAACUAUGGUACCGACCCUGAAGUCACUGAUUUAAUGGAUUCCGUAGAUUAUUACAUCGUUCCCGUGUUGAACCCUGAUGGAUACGUAUGGUCAUGGACUGACGAUCGCAUGUGGCGUAAAACUAGAAGCCCGAAUGAGGGGUCCGUUUGCGUCGGUACAGAUCCGAAUAGAAAUUGGGGAUACCAAUGGGGAACCGGUGGUAGUAGUUCACUUCCAUGUGCUUCGACUUACAUGGGAACGGAACCAUUCUCCGAAGUGGAAGUUUCCGGCACCGCACAGUUCCUAGCAUCGAUGCCAAACAUCAAAGUAUUUGCAGAUGUACAUGCCUAUUCGCAGAUGUGGAUGAGUCCCUGGGCAUAUACCCAUGAUUUACCCGCAGACUUUACCGAACAGAAUCGGCUAAAUCAACUAUGCGCAGAAGCAAUACAGUCUGUUUACGGCACCGUAUACGAGUAUGGAACGAUUGCCAACGUUAUUUAUGUAGCUAGCGGGAGUAGUGGAGACUGGACGUACAAUGACUUGGGUAUACUUUACUCCCAUGCGGUAGAACUACGUGAUACUGGCGAGUACGGUUUCCUACUUCCUGAAGACCAAAUUGAACCAUCUGGAAUUGAGACAUUCGAAGCUUUCAAAGAGCUCGGCUAUGCAGCGGCCGGCGCUUAAAUCACUCUCGAUUUGGGUCGAAGUUACUGACUAAAACGACAAUGACAUGUUGAGAAUAAGUUUUCAGUCAUUUCAAUAAAGGAAUACAAAAUGUAAA
Messenger RNA from Saccoglossus kowalevskii, 1356 nucleotides. RefSeq names its product carboxypeptidase B-like. Lineage: Eukaryota; Metazoa; Hemichordata; Enteropneusta; Harrimaniidae. The record is from RefSeq and is a predicted model, not a curated record. Gene Ontology annotation, molecular function: metallocarboxypeptidase activity; zinc ion binding. Gene Ontology annotation, biological process: proteolysis.